AUGUCUAAGGAAGAUGUCACGGCUGUUGAACUCCUGACCAAGACCGGAACCAUUGUACUAGCCAUCGAAACAAACCUACACCAUAAUCGGCUGGACAGAAAAACAAUCCGGAGACUUUUGCGCGAGUACUCGGCUCGCGCAGAGUCGGAUGGAAGACUGAUAAAUGCUGCGAGGCAAGACUCUGACUGUGCCAACCGUGGGCUGUUCUUAGCAUACGCCCACAUGGAGCUUAUAACUUGGCUGGCAAACAAGAAUUAUACGGUUACAUCAUCGUCGAUACAAUGGUACAGCUGGAAGCAAUUUCAGUCAAAAUACCGCCUGCCGCCGUUCUGGACAUCAUCGUACACGUCGGAUUUACAAAGUCAAUUGGACCAUAUCGAGAAAACAGCCGCAUUGGUAUGUGCAGAUCUUGAAGCUCACAAUGUAAGCCUGACGAUACUCGAUAACCUGUGGACCUUCUCUGAUUACAGGCAAGAUUUCGAUCCCGGCCACUGCCAUUAG
Molecule: messenger RNA, 501 nt
Organism: Penicillium lagena
Lineage: Eukaryota; Fungi; Ascomycota; Eurotiomycetes; Eurotiales; Aspergillaceae
Product: glyoxalase family protein
Exons: 1
Coding region: 1-501 (166 amino acids)
Source: RefSeq, a predicted model, not a curated record